Molecule: messenger RNA, 861 nt
Organism: Aspergillus calidoustus
Lineage: Eukaryota; Fungi; Ascomycota; Eurotiomycetes; Eurotiales; Aspergillaceae
Source: the annotation of a GenBank genome assembly
AUGGCGCCUCCUCCUCCGUCGAAUGGCUCAUUGGUCGAGAGGCUGAAGUCUCUCGCUCAGACGUUGCAGUUUGCGUGGUUCAUUGGGCAUGUGACGCUGCUGGGUGCUGUCUUCCGAUACCUCCUCUCUUAUGUCACCUUCAACUAUUACUCCGGUGCUGCCCAGGUGUCUUAUCGCCUUGCGUUCGUAUCUGCCGCUGCGACAUACGGAAUCGUUGUGUACAAGGGUCAUAUUGCACGUGGUCGACUCCAGGGCAGUCUGCCCAGCGUGCUGCUAAAGCUCGCUGGCGAUGAAAACGUUCAAUAUCUUGGUAUGGCCUUGGUGUGGCUCUACUCUCGCCAGGUUCCUCUUGCUCUGCUGCCGUUCAGCAUUUAUUCGAUCUUCCACGUUGCCACGUACACUCGUGCCCAUUUGAUCCCCACCCUUCAGCCUCCUAGUGGCCCGGCGGGAUCUCCUGCUUCGCCCAGCGGCUCCCGAUCCGGCGCGAAGCAAUCUCCCUUGGCCGAAACCAUUGGCAGAUUUGUUAAGCAGUACUAUGACGCCAGCAUGGAUCUUGUCGCUGGUCUGGAGAUUGCCCUUCUGUUCCGCCUGGCAGUGGCCAUUCUCACCUUUUCCAAGGGAAGCAUCCUACUCUUCUUCAUCUACCUGGCUUUCUUCCGUGCACGCUUCACUCAAAGCACCUUCGUUCAGCAAUCCGUCCGUCAUUUCAUCGCCAGAGUCGAUGCUUCAGUGUCUCAUCAGAGUACUCCCCCAGCGGUCCGUCAAGCUUGGCAAGCGUUCAAGGACGGCGUGCGCCAGGCGUAUCAGGCUACGGAUGUCAGCCGCUUCACCUCUGGAACGGGCGCCAAGAAGCCCCAAUAA